Macrosiphum euphorbiae (potato aphid) is the source of this 1224-nucleotide messenger RNA. The record is from the annotation of a GenBank genome assembly. NCBI's taxonomy places the organism in Eukaryota, Metazoa, Arthropoda, Insecta, Hemiptera, Aphididae.
AUGGGAAAAUCUAAAAAAAAGCAUUCGAAAAAAAGCAAAAAAGAAAAAACUGUAGAAAGUGGAGGCAUUAAGAAAUCAAAACAAGUAUUGGCAGAUUAUGAUCCUACUGGCCCAGUAAUGCUUUCAGGAUCAUUAUAUUCUUUUCGUGAUCUUAAACCUAUGCCGAUUCCUGAAAAAGACCUCCUUGGACGUUGUCGAUUUGUUGCCGAGUUUGAAAAAUUGAAUCGCAUAGGUGAAGGAACAUAUGGAGUUGUGUAUCGUGCAAAGGAUUCUAAAUCACCAGUUGAAAAAAUUGUUGCAUUGAAGAAAGUUCGUAUGGAAAAUGAAAAGGAAGGAUUACCAAUGAGUGCACUUCGUGAGAUAUCAUUAUUAUUGAAAUGUGAUCAUGAGAAUAUUGUUCGCCUACAAGAAGUUUUAGUGGGCAGAAGUUUAGACAGUAUAUUUCUGUCUAUGGAGUAUUGCGAACAUGAUUUGUCCAGCUUAUUAGAUAACAUGGCUACUGCAUUUACUGAGUCUCAAGUAAAAUGUAUAUUUUUACAGCUCCUGAAAGGACUAAAGUAUUUGCAUUCAAAUUUCAUUAUUCAUCGUGAUCUCAAGGUAUCUAAUUUAUUGAUUACAGACAAAGGAUGUGUAAAAAUAGCUGAUUUCGGAUUGGCUCGUUUUUUUGGUGUGCCACCAAAAAAAAUGACAGCCAAAGUGGUAACACUUUGGUACAGAGCUCCUGAAGUCUUAUUAGGAUCUCCUAAGUUAACAACAGCUAUUGAUAUGUGGGCAACAGGAUGUAUUUUUGCUGAGCUCUUGCUUCACAAGCCAUUAUUACCUGGUCGUACAGAGAUACAUCAACUUGAUUUGAUAUGUCAACUUCUUGGCACUCCCAACUCUUCAAUAUGGCCUGAAAUUGACACAUUACCAGCACUGAAAAAUUUUACAUUGAGACCACAACCGUACAAUAAUAUUAGACCAAAAUUUCCAUGGUUAUCUGACGCUGGGAUUCGUCUUUUGAACUUUUUAUUCAUGUAUGAACCGAGCAGAAGAGCAACAGCUGAAGAAUGUCUACAAAGCUCUUACUUUGUUGAACCACCAUUGCCGUGUGAUCCUAAAUUGAUGCCUACAUUCCCACAACAUCGUAAUUUAAAACUUAAAAAACCAUCAAAUCAACCAAAAGUUUGUCAAACUAUUCCGCCAGUUGUACCAUCCUUAACGGACUUACUAAGUUGGAAGUAG